Myxocyprinus asiaticus (Chinese sucker) is the source of this 3263-nucleotide messenger RNA. RefSeq lists its product as uncharacterized. Bases 477 to 2330 code for a protein of 617 amino acids. The transcript is spliced from 15 exons. Lineage: Eukaryota; Metazoa; Chordata; Actinopteri; Cypriniformes; Catostomidae. The record is from RefSeq and is a predicted model, not a curated record.
ACACGCGACAGUCGCAUGCGUUGACGUCAUAGAUUGUAGCAAAGGAAAGCAGUCGAUCUACUCUUUUUUUAUUUUUAUUUUUUUAAUAAAAGCUUUAAAAUUGCAGUCGAUAACAGUGAAGACAAGGCACUGUCAGUAUAGUAUCUGGUAUCGAGGCUUUGGGAGUAAAUAGUCAUGGCAGGUUCAGAGGCACAAAAACCAAAUAUGCAAUGUAUGCAACUCAUAGGGGUGCCAUAUAAAGGGAAGCGCUGGCGGCUAACUAAAGAGGGUGCAAUCGGACCCCCACCACCCCUCGCUCAACGCUUAUAAGGAGUUAUAAGGAACAUGAAGCUGGUGUCACAUACAUACUUUAAAAUGUUCAGGGUUAUGCUAUCAGCAACGACAAUGAGGAUGCCAACCAAAACGUUUAAUCCAUAUAGAAAAUGUAAAGGAAAUAUUGGCAGAAUAUUGGACAAAAUUCUGACGACCUAUACGGGAUGCUUCUUGCCACAUAUUUCAGUUACAAAACACUCAAGGGUCUUGUAACUAAAGAGAGAAUAUUUGUGUUUGCUGAUGAGGAGGAGCUGUUCAGUCUGAUGAAGGACAUGGAUUGCCUUUACUGCAGGAACCCAGUCCCUGCGUCAAAACAUCACCUCGAAAGGAGACAUCUCAAAUUUGCUAUAUAUUACAAAGAUGCUGACAUCGGGAAGUUUUCUAUUCCGUGUUACUGUGCGGAUGGAGGACAUGGCAGGAGCCACUGGCAUUGCCCAAUGUGCACUAAAACAUUGCAAAGGACACAGGAUUACAGACACCACAUCAGCAAACACGGUGUUAAGAUGAUCAAGAACAAAACAGAACAGGAAAGACACAAUCCAUGUCGCAAAAAGGAAAGCAAAAAGAAGUUGUCGAGAGGUUUCCCAUCAUAUGCUGAGGAGUUGUGUAUGCCACUGGACACGAACACACCGAAAGCUAAAGCACAGGAAAGACACAGCCCAUGUCGCAAAGAGGAAAGCAAAGCGAAGAAGGCAAGAGGUUUACCAUCAUAUGCUGAGGAGUUAUGUAUGCCACCGCACAUGAAAGAGAGAAUAUUUGUGUUUGCUGAUGAGGAGGAGCUGUUCAGUCUGAUGAAGGACAUGGAUUGCCUUUACUGCAGGAACCCAGUCCCUGCGUCAAAACAUCACCUCGAAAGGAGACAUCUCAAAUUUGCUAUAUAUUACAAAGAUGCUGACAUCGGGAAGUUUUCUAUUCCGUGUUACUGUGCGGAUGGAGGACAUGGCAGGAGCCACUGGCAUUGCCCAAUGUGCACUAAAACAUUGCAAAGGACACAGGAUUACAGACACCACAUCAGCAAACACGGUGUUGAGAUGACACACAACCCAGCAGACAAAAUACACAACUAUCACAAAAAGCUGCAAUCAGACUUUGAUGCUCAAGAGGCCAGCGUGAUAUUGAGAGACAAGGAUGUGUGCACUUUUGAACACGAUAACUUUGGGGAACCUACAGCAUUCCUUUUUGAGACUCUACAAACAGACAAUGAAGACGAUACGCCAGACAAUGAAGACGAUACGCCAGACAAUGAAGACGAUACGCCAGACAUUGAAGACGAUAUGCCAGACAAGAAGUUGACAUGUCAAACAUGUGGAUUCCUCUUUACCAACUUAUCAAAUUUGAGACGGCAUGAGAGACUACAGCAUGGCCAAGUCCAACAACCCAUGUUCUGCAUAGAUGCCAAAAACGGCAUCUAUGUUACACCCAAGGACCUGCAUGGACCGAGAGUCCCAAUUCAUAUCCUUAAGUCUUUCACCCUGCAGAUUAUGCUUUGUGAAUUGGAAGAAUGCAGGGAAUUCAUGAUAGCACAGGCCCAAUGUGGAAAUCCAGGUAAAGAAUGUUGUCACCUUGAGAGGACUAGUCACGCACGGAAGUAUGUUCCCCCUCCUCCGCUCUGCCUCAACUCUCUGGAAGAAAUGACGAACAAAGGCCUCCUGUCCAAAUUGGAGAAACAGGAGUGCCAGGAGAUGAACUCAAUGGCAUGUUUAGAGGGAGUUGAUUGUGUGUACCCUGUUCAUUGGGGAGAGUUUGAGCUCUUGGACAAAUACAUCUACUUUUCUGUGUACACCAACCUAAAGGACACAUGGUGUCAGUUUGGGAGGACACGUGUCUCGUUUGACCACAGAUCCAGAAAAUGGAAAUGCCUGUGUGAACACACAAAAAACAGUUGUAUCCACAAGUAUUUGUCUAUGUGGUGGAUGUUCCAAGAGCGUCCUGAAUUGUUUUACAACAACCUUGAUACAAACCCUGAGACAGCGGACCUCAUUGAAGAAGUGAUUGUGGAGGUAGAGAAUGACAACUAGGGAUAUGCAAAACUACCAUAUUCGUUUUCAUAAACGACUCGUUGCUGAACGAUCGACACCAAGAUAUUAAUCAGUACAACCUAUUGAACAGACCUCAAUGUACAGCAAUCCUUCACAGCCUUGUUUCCAAUCACAAAAAAAUUAAAUAUUGUGUCUACCAUGACUAAGGUCUGUACCUUUUAUAUUGGCUGGUAACUUGAGUUAACAGAUUAACUUUGCAAAAGGAUUGUUUCUUAUGUUUAAAAGAAAUGUUUUAAAGCUACUCUUGAGUAAAGUUUUGUAAAGCAGUUAGACUGUGUAAUUCAUAUUUAGUGAGUAUGAGAAGUUAUGUUUAUGUUCGACUUUGCAAGCAGUCUGAUCAUUUGAAGUGUUUCUGAGGGGCAGUUAGACUCUUGAGCCUAAAUAAAUACUAUUGAUUUUCUAGUUUUUCACUGUUGUUCUUGAUUAGCUUUGUUGAGUAUGUUAGACUUAAUGACAUUGAAGAAUUUAGAUUUUCAAUACAGUUGAUUCUGGCAAGUAAUACAUGAUCUGAUUCUUUAUUACUGUGAUCAUAUUAAUCUUAAAUUGUUCUUUUUAACUCUUUAACUUGUACAAAAGUUAAAACAUCUGGUUAAAGCAUGGUAUAUAUUUUACACCUCGUGUAGGUUGUGAUUAAACACAUUUUAAAGCAAAAUAUGUGACCUUGUGUUACUUUCAAAGGCAAUGAUUAUACACAAAGCACAUUAUAUUACCAUAAGCUACACUGCUGUUGCUUCUUUUGAAUUUGAUGACAAUGUUUUAUGCUGAUUUUAAAUCAUGAUACUAAUAAGACUAUGUUAUAAAUACAAUGUCACUUUGGACAGAAAAAUUGGCAUGAAGGUGUGAGAUAAUUUUCUGCAUAGAUGCUUCAAGGUAGGUUCUUCUCACUAAAAUAAACAAGAACUAAUUGAUAAA